AUUAUUAUCGGACAACGGCGAACGCUGCUGCAGAAGUGCAGACUGCAGUCGACCACACCACAAAUUUUCGGGUGAACUUUAAGUCGGUACAAAAGAUCUCGUCGCAUGUUGAUAAAAUCCUGUCCACGUUCGCGGGUAGUCGGUAACGCGUGGGCCCGCGGUCGAAGAUCGCGUUACGGAACAGUAAAAUAUAAUUAUUAAAUAUUAAACGAUCUUCUUUUAGCGUUCAGACCGAGUUCGCGCGUCGUUCGGUGUUCACACACGACAMUACGUCUCGGCAGACUGCUGGUGUUUACUUCCGAAGUGUGUCGUAGUCGUAGUUGUUUCGCGUUUGUAUCGGGAAAAAACAUGACAGCCGUGACGUCUGGCCAUUCAUAGCCGGACGUCCUGCGAAGAACAACAGUGUCCAAAAGCGGUUUACAAGCACUGCGACGAUGGACAUUUCCGUCGGUUAUCUGAGCGUUUUCCUCGCUUUGUUUUCGAUCGUCUGUUACUUUAUGAGGACCAAAUUUGUCCUGCCAGACUGCCUGCCGCCCUCUUCGUCGAAAUCGUUAGUCGGCGACUGUCUGGCCCCGUCCACGCCGCGGUUAGUGGCCGAUUGUUUGGCUCCGUCCACACCGCGGUUGUUGGCCGUCACUGCUCCGCGUGCCCGGCAGCUCGGAUCCGCCAGAAUUGCGCCAGAGUUCCGGGUGUCGGUGAAUCCGUUCACGCCGACCGGUAUCGCCAUAUUGAAAAACCGGAAGAAACGCGGUCCCGGAUCGAACGACGACAGUACAGCCUGUCCCGAGGACAGCGACGACUGCUUGGGACAGUGCACGCCGCCUGGCCACAAAUCGCCCGUGGCCGUCCAUCCGUCCGUCGUCAGGCGUCUGGUGGACAGCGGCAAGAUGACCAACGUCAGUAUACGCGAGUUGCAGACGUCGCGCUUCAACGAAGAGUUCAGGGUGGACGAGUUCAUCGCCACCGGAAGUUUCGGCGUCAUAUACAAGUGCACGAACCUAUUUGACGGCAUACCGUAUGCGAUUAAAAAAAUCAAACAGACAAUGUACAAGAGCCCCGAGUACAUGGUGCGCAAAGAGGUGUACGCCAACUCGGUGUUCGGGCGACAUCCGAACUUGGUGUCGUACUUCACGGCCUGGUACGAGAGGGGCCACAUCUAUAUCCAAACGGAGUUCUGCCACGGCGGCACUCUGGAACGCAUGAUCCACGAGUCGGAUCAUGUGUUCUGCGACGGCGCUCUGAGGCRGUUGUUGUGGCACGUGUGCAACGGCCUGGCACACAUCCAUUCCAAAAAACUUGCACAUUUGGACAUAAAGGCAGCCAACAUUUUGAUAUGCCCAACCGAUGGGUCUGUGGUGUUUGCCMACGAUCUAGAUGACGAGGAAGACAUAGUCGACAAAUAUAUUGUUUACAAGAUAGGUGACUUUGGUCAUACCAUAUGCGUUGAGGAUGUCCGAAACAUUGAAGACGGAGACUCUCGCUAUUUACCUAAAGAACUGUUACGUGACGAUUACUCUCAGUUGCAGAAAGUUGAUGUGUUUUCUACUGCGCUUACAGUGUACGAGGCAGCAACUCGUAAACCUUUACCUAAAAAUGGACCAGAAUGGCAUCGUUUGAGGAAUGGUGAGUUUUYGUUACCUCAAACUCCAUUUUUGAGUACGAGUCUUGAAAAAUUGCUGAAAAAGAUGGUCGACUUGGAUCCUACCAAUAGGCCUAGUGCUUCUAAAGUGGUUAAUCUUUUGCUCGACAGAGGAAUGGCAGCAAUAAAAGAUCAAGAUGAAAUUGAAGCAUUAAAAUUAAGUGCUCAAUUUCUUUCACCUUGGUUAAUCGAUUUAAAUCCGUCAAGAACAGUGCCACCAGGUAGAAGUGAUUAUAUUUAUACAGACCAUCAGUUAUUAGAAACGGAAGACUAUUGGACAGAAAAUCAAAACAUUUAAUUAUAUUUAACUUAUAAUGUUGAACUAUAGAU
Messenger RNA from Diuraphis noxia (Russian wheat aphid), 1969 nucleotides. Its product is annotated as wee1-like protein kinase. NCBI's taxonomy places the organism in Eukaryota, Metazoa, Arthropoda, Insecta, Hemiptera, Aphididae. Gene Ontology annotation, cellular component: nucleus; cytoplasm. Gene Ontology annotation, biological process: protein phosphorylation. Gene Ontology annotation, molecular function: protein tyrosine kinase activity; ATP binding. The record is from RefSeq and is a predicted model, not a curated record.